Molecule: messenger RNA, 2604 nt
Organism: Lucilia sericata (common green bottle fly)
Lineage: Eukaryota; Metazoa; Arthropoda; Insecta; Diptera; Calliphoridae
Product: RAB6A-GEF complex partner protein 2
Exons: 3
Coding region: 83-1384 (433 amino acids)
Biological process (GO): retrograde transport, endosome to Golgi
Cellular component (GO): Ric1-Rgp1 guanyl-nucleotide exchange factor complex; Golgi membrane
Source: RefSeq, a predicted model, not a curated record
GUGGCGAUUGUAUUCCUGCUCUGUGAUAUUAUUUUUAUUUUUUCAAAACAGUUUUGUAAAUAAAUGUUGCUAAUUAAAUAAGAUGAUAGAAAUUAAAGCAAAAUUGGUAAGAGCUGAUGCUGCUAUUUAUGCCACUGGAGAACGAGUGGAGUGUUUAAUCGAGUUUAUUAAUAAAGUAUUUAAUAAUGGGACAACUGGGAAUGCUGACAGUACCAACAAUAUCGAAUGUCUGGCUUGGGCUUCAGUACAACUUCAUUGUUAUCGUAAGACCAAUGCCAACGUAGGCUCUUCGGACAAAACAUUAGAAUUGACCGAAAUGAUAGGAAAAACGGCAUUGGAUGCCGUAACACAGGUGCCCGGCGAUGUUAUAAUUGCUACUAAGCCAAAAAUUCUGUUUUGUGAUUUAAAAUUACAACCAAAUGAGUCAAAGAUCUAUUUUUUCAACGAACUGGUUCCGCGUGAUGGUCCUCCGACAUACAGAGGGCAUGACAUAAAAUAUUUUUAUAAAUUAACUAUAGCCACUCAAAGAGUGAAAUCGAAGGUACAAACUCUUACUGUACCAAUUAGAGUUUUGCCCAUUCCACUAAUUGCACGUCCAGAUGAAAUGCCCAUUACUGAGGAGACAAACGAUGAGUUGGCACCAACAAAUCCAUUUUUGGAAAAGAAACAUAUUACGGAGUUGGAGAUAUCAUGGCAUCAUUUGAAGAAUGUUACUGCCCGACGUGCACCAAAAUUUUAUCGCAUUUCAAAUAAACGUGGAUUUGUUGGACGUUUCUGUCUAUUUAAGCCAUCAUACAAGUUGGGUGAGGAUAUAGUGGGUAGCUUAGAUUUUGCUAAUUGCAAGGUGCGUUGCAUUCAAUUUUCGGUAAAACUACAAUCACAAGAAAUACUGAUUAAUUCGACUGGCAAUAAAAAUAUCACCAAUGAUUUAAACGACUCAUCAUCGGUCAAUUCUCUUGAUAUAGCCAGUGUUGCAAGUGGAAUUGCCUCAGAUUUUAUGCAUAAAUCGACUACAUCAUCAAGCACAGUAUCCAAAGAUAAGGAUGGAAACAAUGUAGAACCUGUGGGUAAAGUAACAACACAUGCUGUUAAUCAUGAGGUGUGCUAUGCGGUGUUACAAACACAAGUGGUGGUGCCUAUACCUCUGCACAUAACACCUUCUUUUCGUACUGAAUCCGUGGAUGUAAGAUGGCGUUUACAUUUUGAAUUUGUUACCAGUACCAUGAUGGAUUUUGGAAAGAAAAAUCCGGAAGUCGGUGAACUGCAAGCACCUAGUGAAUUACCGGUUGAGACAAUGGUAUGGAAUUUACCCAUAACAAUAUAUUCGGCAAAUCCCCUGCAGAUUUAUGCACCAUCUCAGGGUCAUACACUUUUAAUAAAAUAAACUUGGUGAGCAUUUUAAAGAAAUUCAUUAUAUGUCUAUGGGCAUAAAUCCAUAAUUGGUAAGUUCAACUACACAUUUAAAAAAAUCCACAACGGUGUGUUCGCAUAUAGAUUGCAGUUUUAUUAGAUGAAUAAUUAUUUUAACAUUUAAAUAAAUAUGUAUGUAUAUCAAUUUUUAAAGAUUCUGAAUCAUAUUUAACGUCCUACUUUACCGAGUUUGGUAUCUGUUUUAGGAUUUGCAGUUAAGUUUUGUACAGCCACUAUAGUUUCAUUUAUAUGCGUCUGUAACUCGCGAAGACUUUGUAUUUGUAAUAAACGCAAAAUACGUACUGGGUAAUCCAACGAAGGAUCAUCUUUAUAAACAAUAUCGUUGCCUUUUUCAAAUGGAAAUGGUGUGCCAACAAUUGGUUCACGAUUUUUUGCAGCAGGUGAUAGACGUUCGCGAACAAUGCGAGCUAUAGCUUCUAGCUGUACCAAAUGAUUAGGAUGGUGAGCUACUUUUAAUUUAGCUGCUAAGGCUCUUACUCCAGCAACAAAAUCCUUAUGGUUAACUGCAAUAAAAAAUAUAAUUAAAAUAAUUUUCGUGUACUUUUUCAUACACUUACAAUCCAUAUUAUCGAAGAAAUUUUCAUUUUUUAUGCACGGAGUAAUAGAUUUAUUGACACUCUGAGCCAUAUGCUCAGAACUCAAAACUUUAUAAGAAUCGGGAGCAUCUAAGAAUUCUAAACGUAUGGCAUAGCUAAGUAGCCACGAAAUAUCCUCGAGUGGUGUCUCAAAUUGUGGCAUUCCCAAAUCACUUUUGUAUUGUGUAUAAGCUUCCUCCCAGGCUUGCAUAUUGUCUACUCUACGGAGAUUUUCGCGAUCUUCAAUUUUGUAUGUGCGAAUUUUUUGAUCUUCUAGCCAUAAAAUAGUACUUGCAAAAACUUUUCGGUCUGCAGGAAAAAUAAUGUUAAUAUUUUUCUAUUUACAGGCUUUAUAUAAUUUACCAUUAUAGUCCAGUUUAUCAGGAGUUGGAUGCUCCAAGGCUUCUAAUUUUAUCUUCAGCAUUUGUUAAAUUCUUUUUUUGCAAAAUAUCUAUUUCCCAAAAAAAUAUUUUCGUCAAACCGGCUGCAGUGUUGUCAACACAAAAUUUAAGAUUGUUAUUAAUUUAAUUGUAAGAGAUUGUAGAUUUUUAAGAUUAAACAGAACAUCUAUUACAAUAAUAAUUUCUGAUUUUAUAAA